CAAACACAGACUCCAUGUUUGUGCACCGGUAAAAGCACCACAGAAGAAGAACCAUCCCGGGAAGUGUUUGGACUAAGUUGUGGCGGUUCUCCCGGAGGUUCCAGCCCAGACAAAAGAUGCACAACUGGACCCAGAAAGAAAUCCGAGAACUGCUGGACAUCCGGGGCUCGGAGCAGAUCCGGAACCAGAUCACCCGGACCGUGAAGGACUCGGUGGUGUACAACCGGAUCGCUCAGCUGCUGUCGGAGCGGGGGGUGUACAGGUCCCACAUGCAGAUCAUCAGCAAACUGAAGGCGCUCCGGAAGCAGUACAAGCGGUUCCACCAGGAGAAGAGCGGCUCCGAACCGGUGGACUGGCCCUUCUACGACCAGUGCCACCGGGCGUUCGGCAGCGGACCGAAGGGGAACCAGGGCAAACGGAACCGGAACCGGAGCCCGUCCCCUCCGCCUCUUCCUCCCACCCCUCCUCCUCCUCCUCCAGUUCUGGACGAACCGGACCACAACGAGGUGGUGGUGGAGCUGUGGAACGAGGACGACGACCAGGACGUGAAGCCGAACCUGGGUCCGGUGGAGCCGGAGGAGGACGAGGACCAGUCCAGUUCCCCGGAUCAGAUCCAGUCCAUCAAGCCUGUGUGUGUUCCAGCUCACCCCAUACCAACGAAGAAGAGGAAGACGUCUGUGAUGGAGCAGGUGUCCACGCUGGUGUCGGCCACCGUGGCCCAGCUGAGGGAGAUGGACGCCGCCAUGCAGGCGCAGGAGGACGCCCGGCUGCAAAGGCUCAUGGACCACGAGAGGGAGAUGCAGAAGGAGCUGCUGAGUCAGCUGAGCGCCAUGCACGAGAGGAUGGGCCAGCAGAACCACCAGAGACACCUGGAGCUGGUGGACCGGGUCCUGAGCCGCUUCCCCCCGAGGCCGUGACUGACGGGGCGGGUUCGGGUUCGGGGAACGGACGACGAGUGCCUCCGACGGCGUGGAUUUACUGCGACUCCGGGUCCGAGGUCGUUUAUCGGCUUCUGCCUGGAAUAAAGUUCAAACUGAGGGACUAAAGCAGCGACCGGACCAGUACCAGCAGAACACAGCGACCUGGAAAUGAGCCCACCUGCAAGAUUUAGUCUGUACUUGAGGGUAAAAAACUGAAAUGACACGAUGAAAACAUGUGACCUUUUAACCCUUAUAGACCAGAACCUAAAGCAUCUGUUGUAUAUAUUGUAUUUUACACCAGUUAUUGACAGGGUUAGAGGAUCAACAGGGAUUCGACUGUUCCAUCAGAACCUGUUUGGGUCUUUAUGGGUUCAGGUCUGAAUCUGAAAUAGUUCCGUUUGAUGCGACAGGAGGUAAAACGCCAGCGGUUCUGUCAGAUCCACAUGUGGUUUGGGGCUGAAUCCAUGGUCAGUGGUAGUUUGUGUUUGCUCUUCAGUCCAGAUCAGCAGACUGAGGCCCUGGAGGUCCUGAAGGUCCUGGAGGCCCUGGACCGGUUCUGUGGCGCUGGAUCCUGAUCCUGGUCACUCAUACGGACAGUUCUGAUUCAGGUACUUGUGUCCACACCAGAGCACAGACGUCCGACACUCACAUUAUACUGGACCUUACCCACACAGAGGCCGUAUGAUGCCUUCAGGUGCUGUCGGGAACGUCAGCCUUUCCACUGGUGAAUUCAGAAGUACCGCCGUGUUGUGUUCAAGUGCUUUUGUUGUCAUAGCGAAAUGAAAAAUGGCUGAAACACGGUUUGUCUGAUACCUGAUACUUUGGUGUGGAAGCAGAAGUGCAGUAACUGAAGCUGAAACAGUGACUCAGAACUCGACUGAAGUCCAAACAAUCCAACACAUGCACAAAAUAAAAGGACUGUGAUCGACUAAAACUAAACCUUCUGCUAAAGUCACUUUUAUUUUCUGUUGAAUGUUAAUAAUGUGUUUAAUGAUGGACAUGAAUCAAAUGGUUUUACAUCCAAACGGACCUUUUUAAUAAACAGGUUUUUUUUAAUCUGAUGUCAUUCACUCUUCCAUUGGAUCCUUUUCAGCUUCUGGAAAUCAGAAUUUUUUUAAAUUAAAACCUGAAAAACUCAA
Sphaeramia orbicularis (orbiculate cardinalfish) is the source of this 2059-nucleotide messenger RNA. RefSeq names its product ESCRT-I complex subunit tsg101-like. Lineage: Eukaryota; Metazoa; Chordata; Actinopteri; Kurtiformes; Apogonidae. The transcript has 2 exons. The coding region runs from base 117 to 917 and encodes 266 amino acids. The record is from RefSeq and is a predicted model, not a curated record.